AUGCCCGCCGCCUCUGUCGCCAUCCCCGCGACGGCGUGGGACCGCCUGCAGCUGAGCGCGUCGAGUGCGUGGAUCCCGCCACCGACUGCCGCACAACGCGCCGCCUUCAGCGCCCGCACGGGCAAGCUCCUCCCCGGCGAGCAGCACGCCGUCAAUCUCGUCGACCUCACCCGGUGGAGGAGCGCUCACCCCGACGAGCGGCUCCGGCCCCCAGUCGGCACCGACGGGGCCGCAGACAAGACGUGUGCUUCCAACUACCGCGCACCGCAACACCCUGCCUCGCACGUCCUCCACUCGAUCCCGCCUCGUGCCCCCUCGCGCUCGUCGCGCUCCAACAUCCUCUCGUACACGAUCCACCUCGCGACGUCGUCCCGCCUGUCUUCCUACUCGUCGGCAUCUGGGUCCCGCCAGCUCCUCCACCUCGCCGAGCUCGAGCGCGACACGCAGGACGGCAUAGACAUUGACGAGUCGUGGUUCGAGGCCGAGCAGAAGACGCAGGGCCUGUGGAAGCUCGGCGCCAACUUGCUCCAGUCCAGCCGGCGCGAGGGCGGCGUCCUCCCGCCAGCCGUCGAGCGCCGAGUACAUCUCGCCGGCCUCGCAGAAGACGUCCUCCUGUCGCCGGCGGCCGAGCGCGCCGUCACCAAGAUCGACGCCGACUCGGUCCAGCCGUCGGCCGAGGUUGACGAGCUCGUCGCGCUCAAGCCCCUCACGGCGCCCGACUCGAGCACGCACUACCACUCGUCGUCGGUCGCGGCCGCAGGCGACGACCCGUCGGGCCGGCCUCGGGUCAACUCGGUCGCCCAGUCGCUCAUCGACCUCAAGUUUGGCGUCAAGGCCGAGCCGUCGUUGUCCUCGUCCGCCACCGUCCUCCUCGACGACGACGACAAGCCCCUGUACGACGCACCCGAGUCGUUCGCGGGCGUCCCGUCGUCGUCGACCUCGGACUCGACUGCCGCCGCCGGGCCGUCGACGACGCCGCACAUGGACUACCGCAUCGUGCUGUCGCAGUCGAUGCGGUCCCGAGCGCGCUCCAUCUUUGCCCACUCGCCGCUCCCGUCGCUCCCGGCGUCCUACUGCCGGCGGCACCGCGUCCGCUCGUGCGCCGUGUGCGCCGCCCUCGUCGCCGCCGCCUCGGAGCGCGAGAGCAACCACGGCGCCAUGCGCCGCCUCAACGUGCCCGGCGCAGGCCUGCGCGGCAGGGGCGCCGACGGCGAGGCCAAGAAGCCGCUCGUCGGGCUCGUGCCGGCGUUCCUCAAGUUGAGCGCGGCCCUCCUCGAGGACGUCAGGGAGCGCGGCGGCCGGUCCGCCUCGACCGACGCCGACGCGCUCUUUGCCGCGGCGGCGGUCGAUGCGGGUGCGGCGGGCAAGGGCAAGGGGCGAGCGGGUGCCGGAGACGAGGACGAGGACGAGCAGCGCCGGCACGACUUGCACGUCACGGCCGAGUGGUUCGACCUGUUGACGGCGCUGCUCGUCCAGGCGUGCCUCGAGGGGUACCUCGUCGACGGCUGGACCGGCACCGAGGGCGUCGAGACGCUCUUUGGCGUCGGCUGCGGCGUGUGGGAGGGCCGAGGGUGGAGCGCGCCGACGCCCGCCGCCGCCGUCGCCGCGCCGGCCGCCGCCUCUUCUUCUGCGGCGACUUCGCGCCGUGCGUCGGUGCAGCACCAUGUCGAGGACGACGGCGACUGGAGCGAGAGCGACGAGGACGACGACGAGGGCGAGACGGACGACGAGGCCGAGCGGCAGCGCGUGCGCGAGGAGGAGACGCGCGCGCUCGUGUGCGCGGCAAAGGUCCUGUUCGGCUCGAGGGACGUCGCCCAGGCCGACUACGAGCGCGGCAUGCGCGACAGGACGCACGAGUUCCUCAACGUCUCGCAGAGCAAGGACCUGCACCAACACCUCGACGCGCUCAACACCAAGUACCCGCUGUCGCAGUUCGAGGACGCCCUCGUCGACUUUAUCGAGGCGGGCGUGCGGCUGCUCGGCAAGCCGGCUUUGGCAAAGCACGACCCUCGCUCGACGGCCUCGAGCAGCGACUCGGACCCGUACGCGCUCGUGCGCUACUUUGCGCCGACGGCGCGCACGACGGCGCCAACCCGGGCCGCUUCGCCCGCGCUCGACGACGCGGCAGAUCGAGCGGGCAAGCGCAGGAGGGUCGACUAGCCCGUCGAGUGCGUGCGCCUGAGCCUGCUCUCGAGCCUCUCGGUCGCUCAGACCCUCUCCUCCCCUAGCUCUCGUCUCUAUACACCUGCCUAGAUGCCCUCUCGCUCUCUCUCUGUCUCUGUCCCCCACACUAAGUACACAGUGCCUUGUAGCAAUCCGCCACGACGAACGAGUCUAUUCGCCCCUCC
This is a messenger RNA of Rhodotorula graminis WP1, 2348 nucleotides long. RefSeq lists its product as uncharacterized. NCBI's taxonomy places the organism in Eukaryota, Fungi, Basidiomycota, Microbotryomycetes, Sporidiobolales, Sporidiobolaceae. The record is from RefSeq and is a predicted model, not a curated record. The transcript is spliced from 4 exons. Bases 1 to 2160 code for a protein of 719 amino acids.